UUGAUCGAUUGAAUUGGAAUCACAAUGUUAAUCGUAACAUUGAUUCAGAAAGUUGAUUUCAUUAGUGGGACUUCAUAUUUCACAUUUUUAAAAACAAAAUAGAUACAAUAUGAGAAAAUUAAUAUCGUACUAUACUAGUUAUGAAGUACUAAGAGCCCGUUUGGUAGCACCAAAAUCGGCUGUUUUGGCUGAUUCUGCUGAAAUUUAUGAUAUUCUGGCUGGAGUGGUUGUUUUGGCUGAUUCUGCUGAUUUAAGAAAAAAAUAUUUUAAAAAUAUAUUUUAUCAAUAAAUUAAAGAAAAAAUUAUAUGUAAAAAUAGCUAAAAUGGCCAUCUACAGUAACUUCAGCCAAUACAGCCAGAAAAGUAACUUCAACCUUACUUUUUCGGCUUAUUACACAAUUCAGCGCGCGAAAGUAAAAGUUACGUGUUUGGUGAAAAAGCUGGUUGAUAAGCCUGAUAAGCCGAAAACAGAGUUCUCCAAACGGGCUCUAAGUAUAACAAUCUGAAUAUUGUAAAAAAAGAAGUAUAACAAUCUGAAAAGAGUGAAAGUACUACGAGGGGAAGAACAUCACACUCUCUGGGUCAAUAAAAUAUGACUCCCACAACAAGAACAUAUUCACUCAUUGGGUUCUGCAAUCUUCCGCCGGAUUCUCGUCACGACCUGGCACGCCUCUCAGAUUAUAGGCAGGAUAGUACCCAUUUCCACGCAGUGGCAUCACACCGGAAGGGCUAUAGUAUCCGUAUGAUUGCGGCUGCUGAUAAGAUCGGUGCAGCGAAGGAUAAGAUUGCUGCUGCGGCGGCGGAUAUGAUUGCUGCGAUGGCGGAUAAGAUUGCUGCGGCGGCAGAUAGGAUUGCUGCGGCGGCGGAUAAAAGUGCUGCGACGGCGGCGGAUAAUAAGAAUGAAGAGGAGCACCAAAAUUCGACCCCCGGAUACCCCCUAUCCGGCCGGAUUGGUUCCAAAACACGGAUCCAAACAUAUCUCUCACAGAUCUUCUGUGAAUUGCACAGAACUCGUCCUGGCAAAUAUCCUCAUCCACCGGCAGCGGCGGCGCGCAUACGUGCUUCUUCUCUUUCGACCUGCGGCUACGCCUAACACAAUCGUUUUCUGGUUCGUGUUCAUCCGAAGGAGCAGAAGAUUUCUGCUUCUCCUUCGCCUUGGAUUUACAGGAUUUGUUGUUAUCCGCUUUGAUUUUUCCGUUACAAUGAUCAGGUGAAGAAGCGGGGGAUUUGGUGGGGCCUUUGGAGUAGGAAACGAGUUGGGCCGCUUUACCCAUUUUCCGGAUGUGGUUGACUAUCACAG
Messenger RNA from Cuscuta epithymum, 1300 nucleotides. The record is from the annotation of a GenBank genome assembly. Lineage: Eukaryota; Viridiplantae; Streptophyta; Magnoliopsida; Solanales; Convolvulaceae.